Messenger RNA from Pocillopora damicornis (cauliflower coral), 665 nucleotides. RefSeq lists its product as uncharacterized. The record is from RefSeq and is a predicted model, not a curated record. Gene Ontology annotation, molecular function: calcium ion binding. Lineage: Eukaryota; Metazoa; Cnidaria; Anthozoa; Scleractinia; Pocilloporidae.
AUUGACAAAGUCAGUUUGAUGUUAAAAGAACUAAUCUCGACGUUGCUUGCCAAUACAUCAAACUUACUCACAGGCGACCAUGGCUAAUUGAAAUAGAUGUUUUUUAAUUUCCGUAAAAGGCCAUAUGCGAUGCUUGGCAUGCGUGAGAGUACAAUAAUAUACAAUAUUUCCUUCGGAUUUAGCGAAACGAGAUUCUUUCAUCGUAACUUAUGGAGCAGAAAUUUGACACCAUGGAGAGGUUCAAGGUGAUCUUUCAAAUCAGCGCUCUACAGAUUUUGUUCACGAUUGCUUACGCUGUAAGUGUACCAGUAACUGUACCAGAUCCUGUCGCCGUCUUUCCCCUGAACAGCAAGUAUCAAACAAGGGAAAUUGAAAGUCGAGUUCCCCAGGGAAAUCCUGUUAGCGUAUCUUUAGCUGAUGGUCCUGAUGGAAAAGCCGGCGGUUCGUACGCGUUCGCAGGCAGUGCCGGAAAUUACAUCGAGUUCCCAAAUAAUGGAGCAUUGGACGUUCAGUACUCUAUAACCAUGUUAUGUUGGGUGUACCCUACUGGUAAAGAUGGUCCUCUCUUCAAUUAUAAGAGAACCGGUAGUUGGGGUGUCCAUCUGUGGGUGGUAUUUGGACAGCUGUUCGUUCGCUACACUCACAGAAAUUACCAAUUCACUCCA